GCGAUGCGCGAGACGUCAAGAUUUUCUUAUUUGCGUGCUGUGAAUGGAAGGGUGAUCAUCCCCCGCAAUUAUCCAGCAGCCCAUCGUGUCCCGGGGCUCGAAGACAGUGCAGAAAGUGAAAAGAAAUGGGGUUCAGUCGCUUGAGUGCGUUCAAUUUCGCGCUGUGCACGUCACUGUGGGUGCUGUGCUGCCAUGGCUUCACGGAAAGGCAGGGCUUCGCCCUGGAGAACGAGAAAUUCCUCGCGGAACCACACUACCACACCACCAGCGAGCUGGAGGACCUGUUCGCGCGACUGCAGAAGGAGUUCCCCACGAUGGCGAGGGUGCACUCGAUCGGGAAAUCCGCCCGCGGUCGAGAGCUCACUGUGCUCGAGAUUAACAAGAACGUACGCAAGAGAUCACUGCUGACACCGAUGUUUAAGUAUGUCGCCAACAUGCACGGAGACGAGACCGUCGGACGACAGCUGCUAAUCUACUUGGCCGAGUACUUGCUCACCAACUACGGCCUCGUGCCGGAAGUGACGCAGCUCGUGGACAGCACGGACAUCUUUCUCAUGCCCUCGCUCAAUCCUGACGGCUUCGAGUUUUCCAAGGAGGGAAGCUGCGAAUCGCCGCAGAACUACGCGGGACGCUACAAUGCCGCAGGUGUGGAUCUCAAUCGAGACUUCCCGGACAGAUUCGACUCGUCACUCAUGAGGCACUUUCGGGCGAUGACACGCCAGCCAGAAACGGUGGCGAUGAUGACCUGGAUCCUCAACUCACCCUUCGUCCUGUCGGCCAAUUUGCACGGUGGCGCGGUGGUGGCGAGCUAUCCUUAUGACAACUCCAUCAAUCAACACGAGUGCUGUUCUGAGAGUUUGACACCUGAUGAUGGGGUCUUCAAGCUACUGGCGCACACUUAUGCGUCCAAUCAUCCCGUGAUGAAGACUGGUCUGGAUUGCAAUGAAACUUUCCCGGGCGGCGUGACGAAUGGUGCGUUCUGGUACGAACUGAAUGGUGGCAUGCAGGACUUUAACUACGUCUUCUCCAACUGCUUUGAUGUCACGCUGGAGCUGUCCUGCUGCAAGUUCCCGAAGGCCAACAAAUUGGCCGGCGAGUGGGCGAAGAACAAGCGCAGUCUGCUGGAGUACAUGAAGCUCGUGCAUAUGGGUGUCAAGGGCAUCGUGAAAGACACCAACGGGUAUCCGAUCAAGAAUGCUGAGAUUAUCGUCGAGGGAAUGAAGCCCAUCAAGACGACCGAGCGCGGAGAAUAUUGGCGUCUGUUGAAACCGGGCGCGUAUGGAGUUCAAGCUGUGGCUUUUGGCUAUGAACCCAGUGCCGUGCAGGAAGUUCUUGUUACCAAUGCCAGUGCUGCGAGAGUUGAUUUUAAUUUGAAACCAUCUGAUAAUGUUGAAGGUUCUUAUCGUCAUUUGGUGACAAUUAGAGAGAAGCCUAGCAAAGAUGGUUUUCUACUGGACGCUGAGUUCAGGCAUCAUGGUUAUCAAGACAUGACGGCGGUUCUGCAAGAGCUCAAUAGCACAUAUCCAAACAUCACGAAUCUUUACAGCAUUGGAAAGACUGUGGAAGGACGAGAAUUGUGGGUACUGGAAAUCACUCAACAUCCAGGAAUUCAUACGCCGGGAAUUCCAGAGUUCAAGUACAUUGCAAAUAUGCAUGGAAAUGAGGUUGUUGGGCGCGAACUGUUGCUAUUGCUGGCGCAAUAUCUGUGCGAGAACUACGGCAGCAGCGAGAGGAUCACGAAGAUGAUUGAUGGCACGAGAAUUCAUCUGAUGCCUAGCAUGAAUCCGGAUGGAUAUGAGAUUGCCAGGGACAAUAAUUGGAUGAAGCAUGGCCGAGAGAAUGCUCACGACGUGGAUCUGAACCGGAACUUUCCGGAUCAGUAUGGAACGAAUAAGUUGAAUACGAAGCAAGAGCCAGAAACGGCCGCUGUGAUGAAAUGGUCACUUUCCACGCCUUUCGUUCUCUCAGCAAAUCUCCACGGAGGCUCACUGGUGGCCAAUUAUCCCUAUGACGACACUCCGAAGGACUUUGUGGCCGGCAGCGACAGGAGAACGCAGCAGAAUCCCACGGAGGAGAACGAGCUGUUCAAGUAUCUCGCCCGGACAUAUUCCAAUGCGCACACGACAAUGCACAACGCCCAGUCGUGCAUCGACUUUCUGUCUGAACACUUCCCGGAGGGCAUAACGAAUGGCGCGGCGUGGUACAGUGUGACCGGCGGCAUGCAGGAUUGGUCGUACUUGAAAGGUGGCGCCAUGGAGUUGACCCUGGAGGUGAGCUGCAAGAAAUUCCCACCCAGCGCGGAACUGCAGAGCUUCUGGGAGCAGAAUAGAGAGGCAUUGCUCACGUAUAUCGAGCAGGUUCAUAUUGGCAUUCACGGAUUUAUUCGCAGCAGCAUUGGGCAUCCGGUGGCCGGCGCCCGGAUCUACGUGAACAGGAUCCAGCACAACACGCUGAGCGCCAAGGAUGGCGAUUACUGGCGCCUGCUGCUACCCGGACGGUACAAUAUCACAAUUGAGGCGGACGGAUUUGAGGCGAUAGUCGAGGAGGUUGAAGUUCCUUUGAAUGGUUCGGCGCGGAAGGACUUUGUGCUGAUGCGAGAUGAUCCUCAGCACUGGUCAUCGGCGUAUGACUAUCGGAUAAUUGAGAAUGUGGUGAAGACGAGGUAUCACGCCGAUGCGGAGAUUAACGAUGAGUUUCAGAAGCUCGAGGCGGCCAAUUUCAAGAUUGCCAGCCUCGAUGCUGGAGACAAUGAGGUCAGCAUGCAGUACCACACGCUCAAAGUGACGGGCGACAUUGGAUCACCGGAGGAGAAGAAGCUCCACAUCCUCAUCUUGUCGUCUCUAUUCAACUCAGCGCCUAUCGGACGGGAAAUGGUGCUGAAUUUGGCCAGACAUGUGGUCGGAGGAUAUGCCAUUGGUGAGCCACUGAUUGAGAGGCUGAUGAACAACACAGUUCUGCAUUUUGUGCCCAUCAUGGAGCAUUUCAGCGAUGUCUACAAUCAGUUCUACAAUGACGCUGCAAUCUGUGAUCCAACUCUGAAGGAGGAGUUGGCGGACAAGCUGUUGAGUCCUGAGACGGACAAGAAGCGUGACAUGCUGAUAAAGAUGCUGCAGGAUGAAAAAUUCGAUUUGGCAGUGACUUUCACGUCAGGCGGAAGCGAGUUAUAUUACCCCAGAAUGAAAGAUCAGUUGCCAAUUUACGCUCAAAUGGCACAACGAGUGGACACAGUCAGCAGAAAGGUGGUAAAUGUUGGGUGCUCUUCAACAGCAGCCCGGAAACAUCAACUGGAAGUGUCUGAGAGACUGACAAAUCUCCUUUACAAUUACUACGACGUGCCCUUGAUGACACUCCAAGUUUCCUGCUGCAAAAUGCCAGAGAACAUUGCCAGCGUGUGGAGGAAUAAUCUGGAGCGCAUGGUGAAUUUCCUCCAUCUCACAGACACUGGUGUGAUGGGAUAUGUGAAGGACAUCGAAGGCAAAGAGCUCAGGGAAGCAAUGGUGAAAGUGCAAGGAAUGGAUCUGACGCACAAAGUCACGGCGAAUCUUGCCUUCUUCCGUCUCAUUCUGCCUCCCGGAGAUUACAAACUGGAAAUCUAUUGCGAGGCUCACGGCAAAACCACAAUUCCAGUGACUGUUCGCAAUGAUGUGCUGAAUCUGGGCGACAUCAAGCUUAAUGUCGCGGACAAGAGUCAGCAGAAUGAGGAGAAAUCUGGAGAGAUUUCGGGAUUCAUCCUCGAUGCCCUUAAUCAUCCCAUCUCAAAUGCCAAAGUGACUGUGAACACUCUACAUUCCUUCACGGACUCUGUGGGCGGAUAUAAGAUCCUAGGUGCUCCUGUUGGUGAUGUCAAGGUGACUGUGGACGCUCCUGGACACUUGAGGGACUCUCGAGUGGUGCACGUGCAAGCAUUCCACCCCACGAAGAAUGUCAUCUUCAGGCUGGACAAGGAUGAGCGUGUCCUCGGGAUGCCGAGGAUGGUGUUCAUCCUGUUGGCGGGAUCUCUGUGCGUUGCAGCGGUUGCUUGCGGGGCUUUCUGCAUCACAGCGUGGCAGAAUAGGCGAAACAACUACCAGAACUACUCUUUCUCCCUCUUGCGGACCAACAAUUCGAAAAAGCUCUUCGAGGACGACGAUGAGGAUAAUGACGAAACGGAGCUCUUCAGAUCCCCGAUCAAGAAAGGCGUGAAGAUGCAGCCGUACUACGAUGAUGAGAGAGACCCGAUCACAGACACAGAUGAUGGAAGCGAGGAUGAGAUUGUGAUGCUGAACACAGCUAGUGAGUACCGUGACUGAUCAUGAUCGACGAUGCGCACCCUUGAAUCUUAAUUUAUUGCGGAACGAGGAGAAGUUGAGCGGCGCUGUAAUUUAAUUCGUACCACGUAAGCUAGGAAAAUAUUCCCUCUUUAUCACUAUAGGUCUGACCACGAGUUUGUGAUUUUUUCAAAUGUAAUAUUUUAUGUUAUUAAUUUAAUACGUAGUAUUUUAACUAUAGUUGCUAUUUGUCAAUUGUUGUCUAUACUGAAGAUUUUUUUAUACCGUAAAUGAGAGAGAAUUUAUUUGUUAACAAUUUGGGUAGUGCUUAAGAGUGUACUUAAGGAUAUUUUCCAGUUAACAUUGUGCAAGAAGAGAAAGUUACACAUUGACAGUUUAUUGGGUAGAUGAGUGAGAGAGCAAAGGAGAAGCGUUGUAGGCCAAUGGCAAUUAGUGCGUGGUUAAUGAGUUUGCGAAGGAACCAAAACAGAGCAGAGACAAAUUAUGAUUUUUCCUGGGACAAAAUGCUGUCGUCUGUGAUGUAAAUUGUGCAAAA
Molecule: messenger RNA, 4803 nt
Organism: Phlebotomus argentipes
Lineage: Eukaryota; Metazoa; Arthropoda; Insecta; Diptera; Psychodidae
Gene: svr
Product: carboxypeptidase D
Exons: 7
Coding region: 126-4289 (1387 amino acids)
Biological process (GO): proteolysis
Molecular function (GO): metallocarboxypeptidase activity; zinc ion binding
Source: RefSeq, a predicted model, not a curated record